Molecule: messenger RNA, 1428 nt
Organism: Dromaius novaehollandiae (emu)
Lineage: Eukaryota; Metazoa; Chordata; Aves; Casuariiformes; Dromaiidae
Gene: ECSCR
Product: endothelial cell surface expressed chemotaxis and apoptosis regulator
Exons: 11
Coding region: 77-787 (236 amino acids)
Biological process (GO): negative regulation of angiogenesis; positive regulation of proteasomal protein catabolic process; positive regulation of endothelial cell apoptotic process
Cellular component (GO): plasma membrane; cytosol
Source: RefSeq, a predicted model, not a curated record
UCUCUCCUCACCCUUUUUUCACUCUCAGUAUGGACAGAGCCCUAGCAGGGCUGGACAGUUACGAGCUACCGAGAAGAUGCUGGCUGCGUCUCUCCAUCCGCUCCUGUGGCUAUUUGGCUGUGUUCUUGUCAGAGGUACUACAACCUCCACAGAACCUUCUGUCCACACUGUAGCAGGUCGGUCUCAAACAACAACACACAGCCCUGAAGUAAAGAACCAUACCUCAGAGCCUUCAACUUCAGUAAAGUCAGCAACAACAGCCGACUUGAAUCUCACCUCUUUGGACCUGGUUACUACAACCAAGCGCUCUAUCACCUCUGCGACAACACUAACAUCGCCCGUGCCGGAUGAAAAGUCUAAUGGAAGCAGAAACACAGUAGCCUCACCAACACAAGGUCAAGAGCCCAAGAGAAGCAAGACUACUACAACAUCAGCAAUUCAAGGCACCUCACAAACAGUUACCCCAACACCGGAGUCCUCUGGCUACUUGCCCACGCCUACUCCUACAGAUGGUAAAACACCACUGACGGUGGCAGCUUUUGGUGUCAUCAGCUUCAUAGUCAUCCUGAUAGUGGUUGUGAUCAUCCUUGUGAGCGUGGUCAGCCUGAGGUUCAAGUGUAACCGUUCAAAGGACUCAGAAGAUAAGCAGAAGCCGGGGAGCUCCAUGGUAUCAGAGAGCUGCUCUGCAGGCACAAGCGAGAAGGAUAACAGCAUCACCCUGAUCUCCAUGAAGAACAUCAACAUGAACAACAGCAUAAGCUACCCACCAUCAGAAAAGGUGCUAUGAAGACAAUGACCUAGAGCUAGAGGCUGACAUUUGACAACCAGCAGUGACUUUCUAGAUUCUUAUUGUCCUUUGGGGAAAGAGCAGUGGUGGGCUUUUUUUUAUAUAUAAGUUAUUCUGCCCUUUCUGAUCAAUACAUUUACUGUAUCAUCCAACAUAGCUUCCCCAUCUGGGGUCUAAGGGCUUGCUCUAGCUACAGCCUGCCAUGCUCAAUGGUUGAUAUCUAACUGUAUUUUUGAUAUGCAUUCAAACUCUCAGAGUAUCCAAGCAGCAAGGAGCACCAAGGAACUAUCUACUUGGCUGAUAAACUGCUGCCCUUGACUAAUGGCCCUUCUAGUCUGUGCCAGACAGUCACAGGCUUGCCACAUAGCUAAUCAGUAUGGCUCCUGAUUGAGCUAAGCCCAUGCAUUAAAAAGCAUGACUCUGAAGCUGAAGGCCUAAUGGGACUUAUACGCCCAAGUGCUGGGUCAAAUCAAAGCACAGUUGCUCGGAGUCUUUUAUCCUUGGUGCCCCGGUGUCCCCAUAGAGAUGGGGAUAAUCACAUUCACCUACCUCACAGGGGUGUUGUGAGGCUACAUUAAUCAAUGUCUGUAGAGCAUUUGGAGAGCCAUGAAUUAAAGGUGCUGCUGAAAUGCAAACUGCCA